GAGCGCGCCUUGCAGCACGAGGUGGGGGAGCGGAUCCACGGCUUCACCGUCAGCCAGGUAACGGACAUCCCUGAACUGUCCCUGACCGCGGUGAAGCUUAGCCAUGACAGCACAGGAGCCAAAUACUUGCACUUGGCCCGAGAAGACACAAACAACUUGUUCAGCGUGCAGUUCCGCACCACCCCCCUGGACAGCACCGGCGUCCCGCACGUCCUGGAGCACACGGUCCUGUGCGGCUCUCAGAAGUACCCGUGCAGAGACCCCUUCUUCAAGAUGCUGAAUAGGUCCCUGUCCACUUUCAUGAACGCCUUCACAGCUAGCGAUUAUACUCUGUACCCGUUCUCCACACAAAAUCCCAAGGACUUCCAGAAUCUCCUGUCUGUGUACUUGGAUGCAACAUUUUUUCCCUGCUUGCGGGAACUAGAUUUCUGGCAGGAAGGAUGGCGACUGGAACAUGAGAAUCCGAGGGACCCCCGGACACCCCUGACCUUCAAGGGAGUCGUCUUUAAUGAGAUGAAGGGAGCAUUUACAGAUAACGAGAGGAUAUUCUCGCAGCACCUUCAGAACCGACUCCUGCCUGACCACACAUACUCGGUCAUCUCCGGGGGCCAUCCGUUGUGCAUCCCAGACCUCACGUGGGAGCAGCUUAAACAGUUCCACGCCACCCAUUAUCACCCUAGUAAUGCUAGGUUCUUCACUUACGGCAAUUUCCCGUUAGAACAGCAUCUGAGACAAAUUCACGAAGAAGCACUGAGUAAAUUUGAGAAAAUUAAGCCAAAUACUGCAGUGCCCACUCAGAAGCCUUGGGAUAAGCCAAGGGAGUUCCAGAUAACAUGUGGCCCAGACGCACUGGCUGCAGAUUCCUCUAAACAGACAACCGUCGGGGUCGGCUUCCUCUUACCAGACAUCACUGAUACGUUUGAAGCCUUCACGUUAAACCUUCUGUCGUCACUCUUGAUCAGUGGACCUAACUCCCCCUUCUACAAAGCAUUAAUUGAAUCUGGGCUUGGCACAGACUUCUCUCCUGAUGUCGGGUACAAUGGCUCCACGAGGGAGGCCUACUUCAGCGUGGGCCUGCAGGGGGUCGCCGAGCAGGACGUCCAGGCCGUCCGGGACAUCAUCGACAGGACCAUCGAGGAAGUACUCCAGAAAGGAUUUGAAGAUGAUCAAAUAGAGGCUCUGCUACAUAAAAUCGAAAUACAAAUGAAGCAUCAGUCUGUCAGCUUUGGACUCACCCUGACGUCUUACAUUGCUCCCUGCUGGAACCACGACGGGGACCCGGUGGAGCUCCUGAAGCUGGGAAGUCAGGUGGCUCGAUUCAGGCAGUGCCUCCGGGAGAAUCCAGAGUUCUUGCAAGAAAAAGUAAAACAGUAUUUUAAGAAUAAUCCACAUAAGCUGACUUUGUUGAUGAAACCCGAUGACAAGUAUUUUGAGAAACAAACACAGAAGGAGACAGAAAAACUGAAGCAGAAGAUCGACUGUCUUUCCCCGAAAGACAAGAAGCAGAUCUAUGAAAAAGGUCUGGAAUUACAGACUCAGCAGAGCAAAGCUCAGGACACGUCUUGCCUGCCAGCGCUCAAGGUGUCGGACAUUGAGCCCACCAUCCCGCUCACGCACCUGGAGGUGGCCCUGGCAGCCGGCGAGACCCCCGUGCAGUACUGCGCCCAGCCCACCAACGGCGUGGUGUACUUCAGAGCGUUUUGCAGCCUGCACACCCUUCCCGAGGAGCUCCGGCCCUACGUGCCCCUCUUCUGCAGCGUCCUCACCAAGCUGGGCUGCGGCCUUCUGGACUACAGACAGCAGGCUCAGCAGAUCGAGCUGAAAACGGGGGGCAUGGCCGCGUCGCCCCACGUGAUCCCUGAUGGCACGCACCUGGACGUGUACGAGCAGGUAGGUGUGCUGUUUUCAUCCUUCUGCCUCGAUAGAAACCUGCCAGACAUGAUGCAGCUGUGGAGUGAGAUAUUCCACAGCCCAUGCUUUGAAGAAGAAGAAUAUUUCCGAGUGUUGGUUACGAUGUCCGCUCAAGAGCUGUCCAACGGAGUGCCUGACUCGGGGCAUCUGUACGCGAUGGUCCGAGCCGGCAGGACCCUGACACCGGCGGGGGACCUGCAGGAGACCUUCAGCGGGAUGGACCAGGUGAAGCUGAUGAAGAGGAUGAUGGGCAUGAGCGACAUCGGGCAGGUCCUGAGGAAGCUGCCUCGCAUCACGAAGCACGUGCUGAACCGUGACAACAUGAGAUGCUCCGUGAAUGCUAUGCCUCAGCAGAUGUCUCUGGCAGAAAAAGAGGUCGAAAAGUUUGUUCGAAACGUCGGUCGGAGUAAGGCGGAGUGGAAGCCGGGGCACCUGUCCGUGGUCGAGAAACCCGCCCCCAGUGGGUCCAGUGGAAGCACGCACAUUAGCGGCCCCCGAGUCCUAAGGAAGCUGAUCACGGACCCCACCUUCAAACCACACCAGAUGAAGACACACUUCCUGCUCCCCUUCCCCGUGAACCACGUGGGCGAAUGCGUGAGGACCGCCCCCUACACGGACCCGGACCACGCCAGCCUCAAGGUCCUCGCGCGUCUCGUGACGGCCAAGUUCUUGCACACAGAAAUCCGAGAGAAGGGCGGCGCUUACGGCGCAGGCGCUAGACUCGGCCGCGACGGGAUGUUCACGUUUUAUUCCUACCGGGACCCGCAUUCGACAGAAACGCUCCAGUCUUUUGCGAAGGCCGUCGACUGGGCUAAGGCUGGGCGAUUCACACAGCAGGACAUCGACGAGGCCAAGCUCUCCGUCUUCGCCUCCGUGGACGCCCCUGUGCCUCCUUCAGACAGAGGGCUGGACCAUUUCCUGUACGGCCUCUCGGACGAGCUGAAGCAGGUGCACCGGGAGCAGCUCUUUGCCGUCAGCCACGACAGUCUCGUCGCCGUGAGCGACAAGUACCUCGGCGUCGGGAGGGGCACACGUGGCCUGGCCCUGCUCGGACCGGAGAACGCAAAAAUCGCUAAGGACCCGUCAUGGAUAGUCAGAUGA
Molecule: messenger RNA, 3012 nt
Organism: Puma concolor (puma)
Lineage: Eukaryota; Metazoa; Chordata; Mammalia; Carnivora; Felidae
Source: RefSeq, a predicted model, not a curated record